CCUUGCAUACGGAUCUUAAUUUCCCCACAACCGAAACAAAAAGACUACAAAAACAACGGCGCCGUGCAAGAAUAUACUUAAACAUGGAGUUUCGUGGCGAGAGAUUCACGGUGAAUCUUUCCGAUGAUGAGGAUGAAAUCGAAUCAACUUCCACGAUUCCAUCGAACAAUGCCCCUUCAUUUACUUCGCCCUUCGUCGCAGAUAUUAAAGAACGCUCUACAAAACCGCCAACAGCUCCUCAGUUAAAAACUUCAACAACCGGUUUUCCCGAACAUAAAAAAAGAGUACGAGUGUCCGCAUUCAAAAAACAGAGGGCGGGCAAUGCAAACGAUUCGGCGGCAGACAAUCCAAAUGCAGCGGUAGCAGAUUCUCCCAAUGCUUUCGGAGUUCCACCUUCUCAGGGACGUCCAACAGGCGCAGAGAAGGCAGCUACGCAGGAGGACGAUUUUAGUAUCGAAAAAGAGAGGAAGAGAAUAGACGAGGAGAAUAAAAUGAGAAUAGCCUCUAUGUCAAAGGAAGAGAUUGAGCAGGAACAAGAAGACUUACUCGCUACUUUAGAUCCUUCUUUGAUCCAACGACUUUUGAAGCGAGCCAAUUUUGAUGACGGACGUGGAGAUACCGGAAUCGAUCCUCCAUCUCUGACCCAAUCUCUAAAUAACGGUGAGAACAAAACUAUACCCCCGGAAGAUAAAGAGCAAGCCACCCCCGCACCCAAACCAGAAGGAAAGCCGGUUGCGCCUCAAAAGUCUGUGAGGUUUGAAGAAGAUGAAGAGCCGACAAAACCCAUUGAUUUAAAACCAGCAUCAGAGCCUGCUUCGAGCGUCCCUGAAAUUCCUCAACCAUCUAUACAUUUCCCUACUGCUUCCGCUGUUCCCGACUUAGACCCGAACGACCCUUCGUUUCUCGAAAAUCUACACCAGAAGUAUUAUCCAUCACUUCCCGCGGAUCCUUCAAAGCUUGCUUGGAUGGCACCAAUACCCACACAUGGUUCGGUAGCGGACCAAGAAUCUCCUUAUUAUCCAGCAGCGGACGCUUUGGCAGCUUCAGCUCUUCGAUUUGAUUUUAGAGGAGGCUUGUUGCCACCCAGAAUUGCAAGGGCCAUGCCAAUUACAAAAGGUUUACAUCAUCAUGGUGAGGCUCCUGAAGCUGCUGGGUAUACAAUUCCGGAAUUGGCAAGAUUGGCUCGCUCUGCAUUUCCAGCUCAAAGGUGUAUUGCAUUCCAGACCCUGGGGAGGUUUCUAUACAGGCUAGGCAGAGGUGAAUGGGGAGACCCGGGUACUGAGAUGCCGAAGGGUCUAUGGAGAAUCGUGGAAGAGGGUAAAGUUGUUCAGACUCUUGAGGAGGCUGCUAAUACCGAGGGGGGGCACCAAGGCAGCAAAGCCUACGCGAUAGAAGCUUUAUGGCUUUGGCAGAAAGGUGGUGGACACAUUUGGAAAGCUGAUUGAUGAGUUAUGAGAAAUGAUUUUUGGCCUAAUGUUUAUGAUGUGUGCAAAAGAUCCUUGGAAAUCAGCAUGAGUUUUUAUAUCAUAAUAUGAUGACGAUUCGCAAUCAAGGUGGUUGUGUUAUACCUAUCUGCCUAUUAUUUGCAAAACAUCCUUUCGAUGUCCAAACGCCCACAAAUAUGGAUACCCAUUCUAUCAAAUCAGCAAAAAUCCUAUAGUACGAUAGUCCAGUCUAUGUAGAACAUUUGUUGCAUAGUCAAAUUCCGGGAGAACAAAUAGAAGGAAUAGGAAGCCCA
Messenger RNA from Botrytis cinerea B05.10, 1738 nucleotides. RefSeq names its product Bcrba50 (gene Bcrba50). Gene Ontology annotation, biological process: transcription by RNA polymerase II. Gene Ontology annotation, cellular component: nucleus. The transcript has a single exon. The record is from RefSeq and is a predicted model, not a curated record. Lineage: Eukaryota; Fungi; Ascomycota; Leotiomycetes; Helotiales; Sclerotiniaceae. Bases 84 to 1445 code for a protein of 453 amino acids.